Acanthopagrus latus (yellowfin seabream) is the source of this 2636-nucleotide messenger RNA. It is a transcript of the gene fam169b, whose product is annotated as family with sequence similarity 169 member B. NCBI's taxonomy places the organism in Eukaryota, Metazoa, Chordata, Actinopteri, Spariformes, Sparidae. The record is from RefSeq and is a predicted model, not a curated record. The coding region runs from base 429 to 1592 and encodes 387 amino acids. The transcript is spliced from 9 exons.
GGGGUGGGUUGCCUUUUUGCUUGAGCCCACAGCCCCCGAAAUGUCUGUGAAUGGCCCUACAUAGCGACACAUUAAAGCACGCCUAAAAAUAAAAACAAGGUUGCCCCGAGCUAACAUUUUUGCCAAACCGCUUAGAGAAGCGCAGAUAAAACUUACCGUGUUGUAAAAUCUGGUAACACGGCUACAAAUGCAGUACAAGUUAUAUACAACCGCGGCUAGGUUAGUAGCUCAUGUCCGCAAUGCUAAUAAUACCUUGCGAACAUCAUUAGCAGUUAAUGGCUGUUUACAUGGCACAGCCUCAUUAGCGACGGAGCGAACGGUCGGGACACACACCAAACCUCCGACCUGUCGCUGCUGCAGGUGGAUUGUACGUUUGUUCUACACGUGACCUCUCGUAAAGCAACAUUACAAAGAAACGAUAAAGUGCCAUGUACCCUGUGGACCUUCCAGCUGUGGAUGACAGUGACCUGACGUCAGCGUCUGAACAGUACCUCUCCUCUUUAGAGUCCAGAGCACGCGGAAAUGAAGUGUUUCAAGCAUCACAGACAUCCGAGGUAGCAAUAACUGCAAACAAUGUAAGACGGUUGCAGCUGUUUGAAGAUGACCAGCCCGACUGUUCGCUUCUGGCGCUUCACCCUCCAGACGAUCCAACGCAAGUGCUGGCUUUAUACCUGCAUGACAAGUGGUGGUGUGUGGCUGACGUCCUGCGAACAUCCAGCACAUCCAGAAGUGGUUUGAUGUUGGCGCAGUCGAUUGUGGAGAGGGUGAUUGUGUUCCUGCUCAGUCAGGUAGUGGACAGACUCCCAGAGGAGGAGGUGUUGUUCUCCCAGCACCCCCGCACAGAGAGCUGUAAACUGCUGUGGAGAGACAGCCAGGCGGUCGGCUUCUACACCGUCAAACACAAAGGCAGCCUGUGUGACAGCUGGAGCAGUCAAGCCUACCUGCUGCCUGUUCUGGACACAGUGCUGGUGAGGGCGAGCUGGAGGAGGAGAGGCUGUGGCCUUCACAUGCUGGAGGAUUUCUGCAACUCGCUCUCCACAGAGGAGUUUAUGGGAGUCAGCUCUCCAUUAUCACCCAGCAUGGUGGCAGUGUGCAGGAAGUUCCUGCAGCAAAAUGAAGAUUAUCAAGAGCGUCUGUAUGAAGUGGAGGCUCCAGGGGGCUGGCUUCAGAGAAGAAACAUCUGGCUCAACAUCAAGCUGGGCCGCUAUUCCAUCUGUUUUAAUGAGGAGAGUGGUCCAACAUCAGGAGAAACACAGAGGAAUGAAAAGCAGUCUAACAACUGCCGACCUGAACCGACCUCAUUCAACAUCUGCGACGUCAACACUCCACCGGCAACAGGCUCUUCUGAGGAACAAAUUAAACCGUGCGAUCCAAGCCAAGGAGGAAGCUCCCCAAGCAGCAAGACCUCUGGAACAGGAUGUAGUCCUGCAGCCCACGCUGAUGAGCUGGACCGUGGACCUCCCACCAGACCGGCAAAGUUGAACACAAAACAAGCCCUGAUGUUGCAGCCCUCUCUAUCUACAGAGCCUUGCAGAGAGAAGCCAGAUUCAGAGGAAACACAAGAAAGAAUCAAACGAGUCAGAAGGACAUGAGUUAGAUCACUGUGAGCAGCACCAGCCAUCAGAAGGAACUGCUGUGGAUGCCCCCACCUAAACUUAGCUGACAGUCAUACUAUAUGAAUGUCAUGAGGUUUAUACAGACAUUUCUAGACUGAUAAGUAUACUAAAAAAUACAAUUUUAAAAUGUCAGAAUUUUUUUUUUUAUUAUUCUGGCUAACCUCUUUUCAUAAAGGGUUCUUUGGUUCACAUACAGUCAUAAUGAGCACAACAUUGUGAAACUUGUUCUCUGCAUACGGCUGCCAUGCAGCUAUUUAUUUUCUGUUUUUAUCUGGCAUCACAGACUAUGCUCCAUUGACAUCUCCAUCAUUCUGCUGUUAUCACUGUUCCGGCGAGACAAAUUACACCUUUAUCAUUCUUGAAAUUGAUGGCCUCAUGUAAUUCCCAGCGUGGCUCCACCAACCUUCAACCUGAGCAGAGUGCUAAUGAGAAAAAAAAACAGAUAAAGCUAUGCAUACCAAUAUAAUUAUAUUUACUCACCAAUCAGAUCGUUCAGCAGCUAUAUGUAUACUGUGGAAGAUAGCCUAACAUGUCUUUGUAAUAUGAGGUAUAAAAGGUAUGUAUAUUGAAUCACUUAGUUCCAUAGCUUCCAGUGUCACUGAUCUUAAAAGACUUCUCCCAUGCUGUGGGAAAUACUCCCAUUUGCCUUCAUUUGAUGCCAUUCCCAUGUGUGUUAAGUAACUAUGUACCUGCAGCCAGUUAGAUUAGCUUUGCAUAAACUGUAGAUAAAGGCAAACAGCUUGCAUGGCUCUGUGACAAAGUCCUUCUCCGCUCCUAGCCAAGAAAUAGUCCAGCCCAAUCUUCUUAUCUAACUCUGAAUAUGGAUAUUUUGCAAACCUACUCCUUCAGUCAGUUUAAGUGGAUAGAUACCCAAGUAUAUAAACAGAGAUGGAAAAGCAUGAUGUGCAUGAUGUGACAGCAGCAAAGCAAUCUGUGGAGACACUGGUUGAAAUGCUUCUGUUUUGCAUUUGUUUUGAAUAUAAUAUUGCCAAUAAAUCAUAAGACAUACAUUUCAGAAAA